GUCGCGUAGCGGGGCUAUCACCCUCCACAAUCUGUCAUCUCUUCUGAGCUGCACACAAAUAAUAUCUGUCUGCCUCCAUAGUCCAUAUAUUUCAAUCUCUGAAUUAGAGAGAGCACACUCGCGACGAUUGCUGUGCAGAUGGUGGAGGGUUCGUUGAUGGCGCACUGUUGAUCGAGUUCUUUUUGAACGGCAACCACCGGACCGCUCUUCCGCCGCCGCCGCUGCAGCAGCCGGAGGAGGAGCAGAAUCUAAAGGACUGACAUGGAGGACAACGUUUCCACCGUCAACAACCGUUCCCCGCGUCAGGCCUUGACCACAACUGACUCCGUUACCACUACAAACACCGCCAACAAGCGCCGCCACCGCGGAGCAUUCUCGGUUGCGGCGAGGGAGGAGGCGUUCGCUGGAGGAGAAACAAACGGCGGCGGAGAGGAUCAGAGCGAAGAUUGCUUCGAAGGAGGCGACUCGGAAGUCUGGAACGCGUUCACGAGCAACUUCCAGUCGGUGCAGUCGGUGCUGGAUCGGAACAGAGUGCUGAUUCGGCAGGUUAACUCCAACCAUCAAUCUAGAGUCCACGAGAAUCUGGUCGAAAACGUGAACCUAAUUCAGGAGAUCAACGGCAACAUCUCCAAAGUCGUUGCACUCUACUCUGAUCUCUCCACCAAUUUUUCCAGCGCGUUUAAUCAGCGCAAAGCCACCACUCAAGACCAGAGCAACGCCGAGAAAGCCGACAGCUAAAUCAUAGUAAAUCUUUCUCGGCCCCCUUCUUCUUCCUUUAUCAGUAUUCAGUAAUGUUUCUUUCAUUAGUGUGUGGCUUAGAGGUAUUGAAAUCAGGAUCUUUGGCCAACCUUUCUACUUACUGUUAUAGUGUUAUGGAUCUUUUUCCUUUAGUAGCUAAAAGUAAAACUAUGUCAUGCGUUCAGUAAAAGUUUCUUUCUAAUGUAUUACUAAAAA
Messenger RNA from Ipomoea nil (Japanese morning glory), 954 nucleotides. Its product is annotated as protein EARLY FLOWERING 4-like. The record is from RefSeq and is a predicted model, not a curated record. NCBI's taxonomy places the organism in Eukaryota, Viridiplantae, Streptophyta, Magnoliopsida, Solanales, Convolvulaceae. The transcript has a single exon. Gene Ontology annotation, cellular component: nucleus. Gene Ontology annotation, biological process: positive regulation of circadian rhythm; entrainment of circadian clock. Bases 262 to 738 code for a protein of 158 amino acids.